Molecule: messenger RNA, 2353 nt
Organism: Astyanax mexicanus (Mexican tetra)
Lineage: Eukaryota; Metazoa; Chordata; Actinopteri; Characiformes; Acestrorhamphidae
Gene: smad7
Product: SMAD family member 7
Exons: 4
Coding region: 778-1950 (390 amino acids)
Biological process (GO): transforming growth factor beta receptor signaling pathway; anatomical structure morphogenesis; cell differentiation
Cellular component (GO): heteromeric SMAD protein complex
Molecular function (GO): I-SMAD binding; transcription regulator inhibitor activity
Source: RefSeq, a predicted model, not a curated record
CUGAGAGAGAGAGAGAGAGUGGGGGAAGCUCCAGCUCUCCUCCUCCACUCCUUCAUUCCCUCGCGCGUGCUUUCAGGGCUCGGGAACUUCAAUCGCUCUGCUGGACGGAACCGACGCGACACGACGCGGAGGAGCUCCGUAGCGCUUCAGUCCAGCGUCAUUAUUCCAGUGUUAAGCGCGCGCGCCUGCUGAUCAUCUCCGCCCUGUUUCUGGACCCACAGCCUGGCCGUGGAUUGUGUCUGUGGAUCUGCGAGGCUUUUUUUCUUGUUUAUUAUCAUUAUUAUCGCCCUGCUUUGGUGGAUAAAAACCCGUGUGGAUGUAACGUUCACUAAACUGCCUGGAUCUCAAACCUUCACGCACGCACACGUCUCGCGCGCGACCUGUAUGGGAUGUUUUCAUGUUUUCAUCCAGAACCUGUGCAUUGAGAACCAGAACCUGGAGCGUUUUAGCUUAUCGUUUGUGUGUGUAUAUGUGUGUGUAUAUUUGUAUGCAUGAGUGUGGAAGCUGCUAGCUAGGUUACGUUAAGUGUGUAUGUAUACGUUAUACGUGUGUAUGUGUGUGUUUAUAUGUAUGAAUGCAUGUAGCUAAUGCAGCUACAUCGCGUGUGAGUUGUGCAGAAUUAUUAAAGAGUAAAGUCUGGCGCAUGCUACAGACAGCCUCUGCUGCUGCCGCCUCCUCUCCCGCCUCCUCUCGGCCUGUCUGCCGUCCCGGGACCUUCAUGCACUGGGCACGGCGCCAUGCUCGCUGUGUAGCCGGGCAACCCUCCCUCAGUGCCGCAUGUUCAGGAGCAGACGCUCGGGGCUUGUGCGGCGACUUUGGAGGUGCCGUGCGCCCGUCGACGAAGACGGAGAGGCGGGCAGCGGCGGCGGCAGCAGCGGCGGUGGAUCGGGGGGAACGACCGGAGGAUCCGGGGGAACCAGCGGGUGCUGCAUGGGCAAGCCAGCCGCCGGACAUAAGGCCGGCCCCGGCUCCGAGGCCGAACUGAAGGCGCUGACCCACUCGGUGCUGAAGCGGAUAAAGGAGAAGCAGCUGGAGGGGCUCCUGCAGGCGGUGGAGUCCCGGGGAGGGGCGCGGAGCCCCUGCCUGCUGCUGCCCGGCAAAGUGGACGCCAAACUCGGACAGCAGUCCUACUCCCUCCCGCUGCUUCUCUUCAAGGUUUUCCGCUGGCCGGACCUCCGGCAUGGCGCCGAGCUCAAGCGGCUCCCGGGCUGCGAGUCCUACGGCAAGGUGAACCCGGAGCUCGUCUGCUGCAACCCGCACCACAUGAGCAGACUGUGCGAGCUAGAGUCCCCUCCUCCCCCGUACACACGCUACCCAGUGGACUUUCUGAAACCACCCGAUUCCCCAGACUCUAUACCUGCUUCCACUGAAACUGGGGGAACGAUACAUUCAGCCCCUGUGGGGUUCUCAGAUUCCCAGGCUCUUCAGGAGUCUGGCGAGCGAGGGCACUGGUGCGUGGUGGCGUACUGGGAGGAGAAGACGCGAGUGGGCCGCCUCUACUCGGUCCGGGAGCCUUCGCUGGACAUCUUCUACGACCUACCUCAGGGCACGGGCUUCUGCCUGGGCCAGCUCGCCUCGGACAGCCGCAGCCAGCUGGUUCAGAUGGUCCGGGCCAAAAUCGGCUACGGCAUCCAGCUGAGUCGCGAGGCGGACGGCGUCUGGGUGUACAACCGCAGCUGCUACCCCAUCUUCAUCAAGUCGGCCACACUGGACAACCCCGCCUCUCGCACGCUGCUGGUGCACAAGGUGUUUCCCGGCUUCUCCAUUAAAGCCUUCGACUACGAGAAAGCCGUCAGCCUGCAGCGGCCCAACGACCACGAGUUCAGCCAGCAGCCGCGGACCGGCUUCACCGUGCAGAUCAGCUUCGUGAAGGGCUGGGGCCAGUGCUACACCAGACAGUUCAUCAGCAGCUGCCCCUGCUGGCUGGAGGUUAUAUUCAAUAACCGAUAGCGAUGAGCCGGACUCUCAGACUGACCCCCCGACCUCCCUCCCUCCCCACCUCCUCCUCCUCCGGACUUAUCCUCUUUUUUCUUGUUGCGACGGAGCGAGAAAAUUUCUCCAGAAGAUGUUUUUAAAGACGGAGGAAGAGGAGAAAAAAACAAACGAAAAACAGCCCCGAAAAAGAAAAGCCCACAAUGACUCGUUUAUUAAAUGACUAAAAUUUAAUUAAGUGAAUGAAAAGUUAAAUAUGUAUUUUAUGUUAUAUAUAAAUAUAUUAUUACUUGUAAAUACGAAGACGUUUUAUAUGCAUCGUUAUUUAUGUAUUGUGCAAUGUGUUGAGAAAUGGAAAAAGAUGCACUUUGCUUAAUAUAAAUGCAAACAGAGAAAUGCCAAAAUUAAAAAAAAAAAAAAU